Molecule: messenger RNA, 1898 nt
Organism: Ornithorhynchus anatinus (platypus)
Lineage: Eukaryota; Metazoa; Chordata; Mammalia; Monotremata; Ornithorhynchidae
Gene: ORAI1
Product: ORAI calcium release-activated calcium modulator 1
Exons: 2
Coding region: 39-944 (301 amino acids)
Biological process (GO): store-operated calcium entry
Cellular component (GO): membrane
Molecular function (GO): store-operated calcium channel activity
Source: RefSeq, a predicted model, not a curated record
UGCCUGCCUGCCUGCCCGCCCGCCUGCCUCGGGGCUCCAUGCAUCCGGACCCCGCCCCGCCCCCGACCAGCCGCAGCAGCAGCAGCAGCGGCAGCCGCCCCGACCUCCCCGCCGGCGGCAGCGGCCGCCACAGCGGGGACGGGGAGCCGGCCGGGCCGCCCCCGCCGCCGCCGCCCCCGCCGCCCGUCUCCUACCCGGAGUGGAUCGGGCAGAGCUACGCCGAGGUCAUGAGUCUCAACGAGCACUCCAUGCAGGCGCUGUCCUGGCGCAAGCUCUACCUCAGCCGGGCCAAGCUCAAAGCCUCCAGCCGGACCUCCGCGCUCCUCUCCGGCUUCGCCAUGGUGGCUAUGGUGGAGGUGCAGUUGGACGCGGAUCACGACUACCCCCCAGGACUGCUCAUCGCCUUCAGUGCCUGCACCACAGUACUGGUGGCUGUGCACCUGUUCGCCCUGAUGAUCAGCACCUGCAUCCUCCCCAACAUUGAAGCUGUCAGCAACGUGCACAACCUGAACUCGGUCAAGGAGUCGCCCCAUGAACGCAUGCACCGGCACAUCGAGCUGGCCUGGGCCUUCUCCACGGUGAUCGGCACCCUGCUCUUCCUGGCUGAGGUGGUGCUGCUCUGCUGGGUCAAGUUCCUGCCCCUGAAGAAGCAGCCUGGCCAGCCGCGGCCCACCACCUCCGUCAGCCACCACCAGCCCCAUGCAGCCUCCAACUCCACCAGCAUCACCCCGGGCCAGGCGGCCGCCAUCGCCUCCACCACCAUCAUGGUGCCCUUCGGCCUCGUCUUCAUCGUCUUCGCCGUCCACUUCUACCGCUCGCUGGUCAGCCACAAGACCGACCGGCAGUUCCAGGAGCUUAACGAGCUGGCCGAGUUCGCCCGGCUGCAGGAUCAACUGGACCACAGAGGCGAGCCCCUGCCACCCCGUGGCAGCCAUUUUGCAUAACCACCCCCAUACCCCAUCUCCUCCCCGCCAGUUGGUGUCAGGACUCCACGGGCCGUCAGUUCUCGGGUUUUUAAGAGAAGCUCCCGCCUUAACAUCCUUUUAACUCUUCUGCCCCCGCCCAGGCCCCACUGCCCUGACUCCUGCAUGAGGUGGUAAGACUCUUGGAGGGUGGGACCCAAGGGUGAUGGGACGGGCAAAGUGUUUUAAAAGAACUACAUUGCAAAAGUUUCUGGUGUGUCACAAAAUGAAAAAAACACUUCCCCUCCCCACCUCUAGGUUCCCCACUCUUGUGGCCAGGGGAGGUGCUGAGAUGCCGCAGAUCACCCCAAGGUGGGCUUUUGGCUUGCGUCUUGCUCCCUGUUCCCCUCCCCUUUCCUGCAGAGAGAGAGAGUGUACAUGCGUGUGUGUGUGUGUGUGUGUGUGUAUAAUAUCUACAAAUAUUCAGGGAUCUGGUUCACAGUUCUCCCUGGAUUCCCUCGCUUCCCCACCCCUCUUCCCAGGCCGCAUGGAAUUGACCUGCAAAUUGUCGCCAUCCCCUCUGCCUUUGUCUUCCCCCUCUUUGGGAUGCUGGGAUUGCCAGCAGGGAAAGCUCCCUCUUUCCUUAAAGGCCCCUGGGGGCAGUUCUCCCUUCCCUUAGAGGACAUAUGGUGGGGGUGGGGACACCAUGGCCCAGGUCACUGCCUACGGCCACCUGUCAUGUCCCCUGGCUGUUCCAUGCUGCCUGAUUCCCAAGGAGUGCUUUUAAAAACUGAAUUAGGAUAUGACCACUGAGUAUAUGUAUAUGUGCUUGGAAAUCUGUUGGAUUUCUCUAGUGUUUCUGUCAUUGGUUUUAAUAAAAGGCCUCACAUCUCAGAAUCACCACUGUUCUUCCAGAAUGCCAAGUAUUUUAUACUUUUGAUAUUAGGUAUAUACGUAUAUUCUAUAUUUUUGAAUAAACCCCAGGCUGCAACCAGU